AUGUCAUAUUUCUUAACCUUACAUCCUUCCUCUCUUAAUCUCCGUUUCUACCUUUCUGUUUCUUGUUUUACCACCCUCACUAACCUAUUUCCAACAACAUCUUCACAAAACCAACUCAACAUUACUAAACAAACACAAAAACAUUUGAUUUCACUCAUAAAAUCAUGUAGCAAAAAGACCCAUUUCCUCCAAAUCCAUGCCCACAUCAUCCUUACAUCUCUCAUUCAAGACCCCACCAUUUCUCUUCACUUGUUGUCCCGCAUUUCCUUCUCUCCCUUCCGCGAAACUCGUUAUUCCCGCCAAAUAUUCGAUCAAAUACCUAACCCGAAUGUGUCUCAUUUCAACACUAUUAUAAGAGCUUACUCUAUCAGUAACUCACCCGAACAAGCCUUUUAUUUGUUUAAAAAUAUGAGAAAAAAAUGCGUGCCCACAAGCCCGUUAACGUGUUCUUUUGCAAUUAAGUCUUGCAUUAGGUUUUGUUCACUGAUAGGUGGUGUACAAAUUCACUCAAGAAUUUUGAGAGAUGGGUAUCAAUCAGAUAGUCUUUUAAUGACUACUUUGAUGGAUUUUUAUUCAAACCGCGGGAAAAGUGUUCAAGCUUGUAGGGUGUUCGAUGAAAUCUCCCAAAGAGAUACGGUUGCUUGGAAUGUUUUAAUUUCUUGUUACAUACGUAACCAACGCACCCGAGAUGCUUUGUGUUUGUUUGAUAAUAUGAAUAGCGAGGAAAAUGAGUGUAAGCCGGAUGAUGUUACUUGUUUGCUUGUUCUUCAUGCUUGUGCCCAGUUGGGCGCAUUAGAAUUUGGUGAGAAAGUUCAUAGCUUUAUCGAGGAACAUGGGUAUGGUGAUGCUAAAAAUGUUUGUAAUUCUCUUAUAGCAAUGUAUUCGCGGUGUGGGAGUUUGGAUAAGGCUUAUUGGGUGUUUAAGGGUAUACGAGAGAAGAAUGUGGUUUCGUGGAGUGCUAUGAUUCAUGGUUUUGCUAUUAAUGGGCAUGGGAGAGAGGCUAUUGAAGCAUUUGAAGAGAUGCAAAGAAGGAGUGUUUUGCCGGAUGAUCAGACUUUUACUGGGGUUCUUUUGGCUUGUAGUCAUUGUGGGUUUGUUGAUGAAGGAAUGAUGUUUCUUGAUCGUAUGAGCAAAGAGUUUAAUAUAUUACCUAAUAUACACCAUUAUGGAUGCAUCGUUGACCUUUUGGGUCGUGCUGGUUUGCUUGAUCAGGCUUAUCAAGUUAUAAUGUCAAUGGAGGUCAAACCUGAUUCAACUAUAUGGAGGACUUUACUUGGUGCUUGCAGAAUUCAUGGACAUGUCAAUCUUGGUGAACGUGUGGUUGGACAAUUGAUUGAACUUAAGGCUCAGGAAGCUGGAGAUUAUGUUUUGUUGUUGAACAUAUAUUCGUCGGUUGGAAAUUGGGAGAAGGUGAAGGAACUGAGGUGUUUUAUGAAGGAGAAAGGAAUCCAAACUACUCCUGGUUGUAGUACAAUUGAACUGAAGGGAGUAGUACACGAUUUUGUUGUGGAUGAUGUUUCACAUCCACGAAAGGAUGAGAUCUAUGAGAUGUUAGAUGAGAUUAAUAAGCAGCUGAAAAUUGCUGGUUAUGUUUCUGAAAUAACAUCUGAAUUGCACAACCUGGCUGCAGAAGAAAAGGGGUAUGCACUCUCUUAUCAUAGUGAGAAAUUGGCUAUUGCUUUUGGGGUUCUUGUAACUCCGCCGGGCACAGCAAUCAGAGUGGCCAAGAAUCUGCGAAUUUGUGUUGACUGCCACAAUUUUGCUAAGGUUCUUUCAGGAGUUUAUAAUCGAGAAGUUAUCAUUAGAGAUCGUACUCGGUUUCAUCAUUUCCGGGAAGGACAUUGCUCUUGCAAUGACUAUUGGUAGGGUAUUAGAGGUUGGAGAAUAUACUCUUAAAAUAUGAUACAUGAGGCAACUGAGAUAUUAUUAACUGCCAGAGCUAGGCUUGGCUUUAAUUCUACCGAUGGUCCGAUGCCCUCUUGUAUGGAUCAUGUAGAGAAGUAUUUUUCUAUUUCCUUGGCAGAGAAGAUAAGGAUUUAAAAGCUCCAAGUCCACCAAUAACUAGGAACAAGUAAAUUUCUGACACUUGUGAAGAUUGCAAAUGCUGAUUCGGACUAUUCUGGAAUCCUACCCUGUAU
Pistacia vera is the source of this 2138-nucleotide messenger RNA. RefSeq names its product pentatricopeptide repeat-containing protein At3g47530. Gene Ontology annotation, biological process: RNA modification. The record is from RefSeq and is a predicted model, not a curated record. Lineage: Eukaryota; Viridiplantae; Streptophyta; Magnoliopsida; Sapindales; Anacardiaceae. The transcript has a single exon. Gene Ontology annotation, molecular function: RNA binding; protein binding; zinc ion binding. Bases 1 to 1866 code for a protein of 621 amino acids.